Molecule: messenger RNA, 4032 nt
Organism: Rattus norvegicus (Norway rat)
Lineage: Eukaryota; Metazoa; Chordata; Mammalia; Rodentia; Muridae
Source: RefSeq, a predicted model, not a curated record
AUCAGAUCUCAUUACAGAUGGUUGUGAGCCACCAUGUGGUUGUUGGGGUUUGAACUCAGAACCUCUGGAAGAGCAGUCAGUGCUUUUAACCACCGAGGUGUCUCUCCAGCCCAAGAAAAGCCCCUUUGAAGGGUCGUUUGUCUCCUGAUUUCACAAGUCUAAAUGGAAAGUGAGCAUCCUACAAUCGAUUUGCUUUGCUUUUUUUUUUUUUUUUUCCUUCAGUAACAGCAGGAGAAAAAAUUACUUUCGGGGCUGGUACCACCUGUGUGUCUCCGACGAAAUGAAAAUGUCAGUGGAGAAUAAAAAUAGAGCCAUCAAAUAAUUAAGCAAUUACAGUGUGCUAUUUUUUUUAAGGACAGCAUGUUAUCUGCAUGUCAGUAUGUGACAAUCAAGAUUUUAGAGAGGCUUCUCUAAUUCCCAGAAUCCUACCGGUGGCCUUGGGUUCCCUUGGGACACUGUGUCUCGAUAAAGAGUCUUUAGAGGUUGGCACACAGUGUGCUGGGAACCCUCUGGGGUACUACUCAUACCCAUGCCCUUGUGACCACUGAAUUCAGGUGACGGGGUGAGCAUCUGCGGGUAUCUGCAGGCUUCCAGUGAUGGCUUUAGUUUCAGCCCUGAUUCCCCUUGUGGCUUUAAGCAGGCGAAGGAGCAGUGCAGAUAAGGUUUCCCAUUUGGCAACAGAGAGGACUUUAUACUCUAUCAAAUAUAUUUAAAUGCGGAUUAUUAAUAGGGUAGCGGCUGGGGCUGGAGGCAUGGCACAGUGGAGGAGGGCUCCUUGAUCAUGCGCAGAAACACCGCUCUUGUGUCUAAGUCCAUAUGGGCGGCGGGGGGUGUAAACUUCGUUUCCUGUCUGCAAUCUGCAGUCACACUGCCCAGCACACGCCUCUCUCCACUGGCUUCCUCUGCCCCCCCCCCAGCAUAAUCCUGUUCAGUUUGGGGUCAGUUAUAGCACUCAUCUUCAGUACCUGGAUGAUGCCUUUAAAAUCUACCCCUAUUCUUGCAGAUUUCACUGAAAAGAUUGAAGCCAGUUUGGAAGAUCUGAACUUGCAAAUCCACAGGAGUCACGUAGUUCCUUUAUUCCUGUGUCUGCUCCUCAGUUCAGGCAAAUGGAGAGACAUCGCUCUGCUCCCCAGAGGAACCCUCACAACCAUACCAUCCAUAAGUUCCUUUAAAUCUUCCUGUGCUUUUUCUGUCCUUACCCUCUUGAAAUUGCAAAGGUCGACCGUGGUCCUCUCAGAGCCCAGUCCAAAGAGGGUUUUAUUUGAUCUUCACUUUUCUUUACCCAUCUACUUAGCUCCUAAUGGAUUUUCUAAACUGGCACUUUGCAUGACAGCAUCCUGACUGGGGGUCCAAAGUAACAUUAGCUUGCCUGUUGAGGAACUCCUGCUCCUAACUAUAAAACUGAGGAUACCCUUGGUUUUGGUGUCCAAAUUAAAUGGGAUAGUUACAACUAAUGUAACUGUGGCAUGAGAAAGUAUUCAUGAAUGCUACCUGUUAACAUAACAGGCUCUGAAAGGAGAAACGACUCUGAGGGAGACUCCGAAAGGCCAAAGUAGCAAAAGCCUUGUUAUUCAGUUUUUUUUCUUUGUUUGUAUUUAUUGAUUUCAUGUGUGUGGGUACACUAUAAAUGUCUUCAAGAGGGCAUCGGAUUCCAUUACAGAUGGUUGUGAGCCACCAUGUGGUUGCUGGGAUUUGAACUCAGGACCUCUGGAAGAGCAGUCAGUGCUCUUAACCGCUGAGCCGUCUCUCCAGUUUUUAACUAAUGCAUUAAGUUGCUCAGCGUUUGAAUCGCUCCUUUCCGGAUAUACAGCACGUGUUGAACUGGAACCGGUGUUAGCAGUUAAAAUACUUGUUAGUGCGACAGUCAGUCACAAUGGGCUGCUUGGCAUAGGGACAAAGUACAGUUCUUAGAUUAAACGCUGAGUUUAGAUUAAAUGCUGCUCUCUAACAGGAUUAUGUGGGGGAGAGGAGGCCAGAGCCCUGGAAGCCUUGACUGGAAUGAUGGCGCCAUCUACUGGCACCACGGGGAAAUGACGCCGGGCAGCGCGUGUCUUGGCAAGGGUGAAGUCCUCAGAAUUGUCGUUCUUUCUGGAGAAAGUGUGCAAGAGUCCGGACUGGAGGAAUUAGUAAGGGGCAGGAACAGCAAGCAGCAGGCAGGAGACACCUCGGCAGUCUGGAGCGCAAAGGCGCAGCAUCUUGGGCGGAGGAAGGACAACCUUGUGGGUGUCAUUGGAGGGCAGUUCCCUCCCCCACCUCACCACCUCGUACUGGCGGAUCCUCUCUCUUUGAUUUGUCUCGCUUUCCUAUGCUCUGCUGGCUCCAAAUUCCGAGAGGACCUUCUGGCUUCUCUUUUUGUAGGUAAGGAAACCAGGGCUGGGAAAAUCUCGCUGACUCACCACAUUUGGAGGCCAAUCCCGAAUCGGUGGAACAACGCGCCUCCCGAGAGACCCAGGACUGCCUCCAGCCCCGAAACAGCGGUUCUUCACGUGACAGUCACCCCAGGAGCCAGUUUCAUGGAACAAAUGCAGAGAAUCCCGAACCAGCCCCUCCCCACCCCUGCUUCUCAGUCCAAGAAGAGGAGGACACCACUGUCAUCUUUCUUUUCCAAGGUCUCUUGGAAACUGAGGUUGCAGAAGCGGGAACCUUUGAAGAAUCUGUUUUUCGUCUUGGCAGAAAGAGCCCGGGGUCCUAAUCCUAGAAAGCGCCAUCUAGCAAUGAGAGGCCUGGGUAUCUUGGCCCAUGAAGCUCCUGACAAGGUGAGAAAGUAUAAGAAAGUUAUGCUUGACCUGCUGGUACACGGGCUGUAUGAUCCUGUGAGUUCCGAAGUCAUUCAUGAGAGUGUGAAGACGCUGACUAUCAUGUUGGGCAAGAUCCAGGGCCAACGGCUGGGCUCCUUCUUCAUAGACAUCACCCUUCAGACCCGGACCCUAUUGGAUGAUGAGGAUGACAGCGUGCGCUACUCAGCCUUUGUCCUCUUUGGGCAGUUGGCUGCAUUUGCUGGGCGGAAAUGGAAGAAGUUCUUCACCCACCAGGUCAACCAGACCCAAGAUUCCCUCCUAAGCCAUUUGCAGGACGAAAGCCCUCAGGUUGCCAAGGCUUGCACAAUGGCUGUUCAAGCCUGUGUUCCAUACCUGAAACCCAGAAAGGAGCAGAGUUUCCAAAGUGAAGAAGACCAGAAGAACCGCAGGCUUUCCCAGCAACUGAGCCACUACCAUCCAGAGAUCCUGCUGUUCUUCUAUGCCAAUAAAAUCCUGUAGGUCCAGAGCAGCAGAGAAAGCCCACGGGAGUGCCCUGCCCCGGCAUGGAAUUUCCCAUCUGUCUCAUAGGAUACCUCUUUGACUCUCGAGUGAUUGUAAGAGAAAAGAGGAUGUCAGAGAGCAACUGAAAAAAAAAUCACCCUGGAGUGCACGCAAAGUAAAAUUCUAUGCAAGUGUGUGCACAUACAUGCACAUGACUGUGGAGGUCAGAGGACGACCUCACUGCUGUUCCUAAGGCGUCAUCCAUCUUUCCACUGAAACAGGAUCUUUGACUGGCCUGGGGCUUGCAGGAGCUUAGACUAGGCUUGAUAGCUAGUGAGCCAGCUCUGGGGUUAUAACCACAGUCCAUCGAACCAACCGUUUUUGACUGUGCCAAAUUCAGGCCCUUAUACCUACUUGUGCUGACUAAGCCGUCUCCCCAGCCCAGUAGAUGCACACUUCCUUAAAACAUUUAACAUGCAUGAUGUCCCAAUCCCUCCUUUCUCACUCCCUCUCUGCCAGGUGACACACAUUUAUAAUAUGUAACUUCUGAGGCUUGGGGGAACAAUUGUUACCUUAAACAUUUUUAAACUGUAUUUGUUUUUGAUAGUUUGCUAUUUGCUACGGACCAGGAGACCAAGGAGCUGGCUUACAAUGUGUCUUUAAUUUCGGAUGAUCUUAAAAUGUCAUGGUCUUAAAAUCGUCUUUAAAAAGAACAACAAGGAAAAGAAAUAUUGUUGAAAAUCCACUGAAUGAUGAUAAGUUACAGAAUAAAAACAGUAACAUUUACUGAGAA